Messenger RNA from Pseudophryne corroboree (corroboree frog), 1259 nucleotides. It is a transcript of the gene ING2, whose product is annotated as inhibitor of growth family member 2. NCBI's taxonomy places the organism in Eukaryota, Metazoa, Chordata, Amphibia, Anura, Myobatrachidae. The record is from RefSeq and is a predicted model, not a curated record. Bases 265 to 1119 code for a protein of 284 amino acids. Gene Ontology annotation, cellular component: nucleus. Gene Ontology annotation, biological process: positive regulation of DNA-templated transcription. The transcript has 2 exons.
GGCGUCCUGCCCUAUAAGGGGAUGACCGCGCAUGCGCAGUUCCACAGCUACGGCCGCCGGGUUCCAAAUUGGAAUGAGGCCCCAGGAAUAGAGCGGAGGAGAGUGGGGACGGAGCGGGGCGGCAGCAGCAGAGACAGCGCCAGGAGCGGGGUGCACAGAGCUCCGCCUCACCCCACGUCUCAGUAACUACUCCCCGGGGAAGUCGCCCCCUGGACGGAUCCUCCGUGCUCCCGGAACCUUGCUGGAUGCUCUGAUCCCGGGACUAUGCUAGGGCAGCAACAGCAGCCGCAGGCGUUCUCUCUGUCCCCGGGGGCCAGCAGCGGCGGCGGGGGGACGGAGGAGAGCCAGCUGGUCGAAUACGUGGAGGAGUACUUGGAGUGCAUAGAGUCCCUGCCGCUGGAGAUCCAGAGGACCGUGUCCCUGCUGCGGGAGAUCGACACCAAGUACCGAGAGGCUCUGAAGGAGAUAGAUGAGGUCUCGGAGAAACAUUCACAUGAAAGUGAUCCACACCAAAAGAAGCGUCUGCUACAGCAACUUCAGAGGGCUCUGAUAGUGACGCAGGAGCUUGGUGAUGAUAAAAUACAGCUAGUAACACAGGUGUUGGAGAUGGUAGAAAAUAGGUCCAAGCAGAUUGAUGCCCAGUGCCGAGGUUUCUUUGAACCAGAGGAAAAUGAGAAAUCCAUAGAAAAGACCAAAGUCGAAUCCAGCACAGCAGAGCGCUCGACCCGAAGGCCUCGCCGGCAGCGCAAUAGUGAGAGUCGGGACUUGUGUCACAUGGUCAAUGGAACAGAUGAUGGUGAUGACCCACCCAAAGAAAAGAAAGCAAAAUCUUCCAAGAAGAAGAAACGAACCAAAACCAAGCAAGAUAGGGAGAUGUCUCCUAUACCCUUUGCAAUUGAUCCCAAUGAGCCAACAUACUGCUUAUGUAAUCAAGUUUCCUAUGGGGAAAUGAUAGGAUGUGACAAUGAGGAAUGCUCCAUAGAGUGGUUCCAUUUCUCCUGUGUUGGACUGACAUAUAAACCAAAGGGCAAGUGGUAUUGUCCUGACUGCAGAGGAGACAAUGAAAAAACAAUGAACAAAAAUACAGAAAAAACAAAGAGAGAUAGGAGAUCGAGAUAGUGUAGGGAUUUUUCUUUUUUUAAUUGUUUCCUGUGUAGUGUAUAUAUAUAAUUUUUUUCUUUUGGAUAUGGGGCUAUAUUUUAGGUAAAUGAACUCCUUUUUAAAUAGCAUUGCAAUAUUAAAAGUUGUUUGGGUUGUGA